Pangasianodon hypophthalmus (striped catfish) is the source of this 1227-nucleotide messenger RNA. RefSeq names its product zinc finger protein Gfi-1b-like. The record is from RefSeq and is a predicted model, not a curated record. Gene Ontology annotation, cellular component: nucleus. Gene Ontology annotation, molecular function: DNA-binding transcription factor activity, RNA polymerase II-specific; RNA polymerase II cis-regulatory region sequence-specific DNA binding. The transcript has 7 exons. Lineage: Eukaryota; Metazoa; Chordata; Actinopteri; Siluriformes; Pangasiidae. Gene Ontology annotation, biological process: regulation of transcription by RNA polymerase II. The coding region runs from base 391 to 1116 and encodes 241 amino acids.
CGCUCAUUUCUGACAGCUAACGGCAGGUCAGCGGAAGUGACGUGUCUGUGGUUGCUCAGCGUUCAGCGCGAGCGUUUCCUAGCCAAGUUUCAGUUUUAUGCACGAGCGCCAGCGCUCUGAUUUAUUGUCGGUGAGGCGCAGCGAGGACUCACAACUUCAACAUCACAAUUAUUAUUAAUUAAAACUCACUGGAUUCACUACUGAGCUUACAGUCAGUUUCAGCAGGCUGUACAGUGUGUCUAGGUAUAACAGACAGAGAGACAGACACAGGCACCCUGACAUCCGCCGGAGACACAGCAGACGAAGACAAACUGAGACUCCUUUAGCACACAGACAGCAGUCUACAUUUCCACCUUUCCUGGCCAGCAUCUCUCCUGCAUUCUGGACAUCAUGCCUCGUUCUUUCCUGGUGAAAAAACGCAGGAGGGGAGGCUCUAGAUCUUCCCUUCCUACAGACUGUAUGCCGUGUCUGGGUGUACGAGGCUGCAUAGGUGCAGGAACCCGAGAAGAGCCAGAGCCAAAUGUUGAGGCUUCAUCUAUACAGCAGACGAAGACACACCGGGACUGGACAACAGGUUUUAGUGGUUGUGAAUUCCCUUCACUGAUUCCCUGGCAUCACAUUCAAUCCAGCACCACAGAGGAUAAACAGGACCUGGGAAGUGAGUUAAAGUCCAGCAGUAAAGACACAGAUUAUUCAGCGAUCAGCUCCUCUAUUUCACGCUGCCGGUUAUGUAGCAAGAACUUCUUUUCCUAUUCUGACUUGGAGGCCCAUCAUUACAAAUGUCACGAAGGUCACAAGCCGCCCAUAGUCUGCAUUAACAGCAGCGAACCAGUGACACCGCACAGAACAAAGGAGCGAAAGUUCGAAUGUAAAGUGUGUGGGAAGCUGUUCAAACGUUCCUCCACUCUCUCCACACACCUGCUGAUCCACUCAAACACAAGGCCGUACCCCUGCCAGUACUGUGGCAAGAGAUUCCACCAGAAAUCAGACAUGAAGAAACACACCUUUAUUCACACGGGAGAGAAGCCACACGUGUGCAGGGUGUGUGGGAAGGCCUUCAGCCAGAGCUCUAAUCUAAUCACACACAGCAGAAAGCACUACAGGCCCUUCAGCUGAGCACACACACACACACACACACACACACACACACACACACACACAUACACACUUCUCAAUUUCUACUUGUAAAUAUUUCCCACUUUAUGACAAUAAACCUUUGUAAACAUU